Entrophospora sp. SA101 is the source of this 1415-nucleotide messenger RNA. The record is from the annotation of a GenBank genome assembly. Lineage: Eukaryota; Fungi; Glomeromycota; Glomeromycetes; Entrophosporales; Entrophosporaceae.
AUGCCAAGUGCCGGGGUCAAAAUAUACAUCGGCAAUCUGCCAGAUAAUUCAAAUCAAGAAGAUAUCAAGGAUCACUUUUCGAAAUAUGGUACUGUACUUAACAUGGAACUUAAAGGAAACUACGGAUUCAUUGAAUAUGAAGAUCGUCGCAUGUGUGAAGAAGCUAUCAGUCAACUACAUGGUACAGAAUUCAAAGGUUCUCAACUUCGUGUAGAAUUUGCUCACGGCGAAAAAAAUGGAAACAUUAAUUUUAAUAAGUACAAAGAAAGCAAAUCUAGUGACACAUGUUUUAAAUGCGGACAAGUUGGUCAUUGGGCAAGAGAAUGUCAUAGAAGAAAUUCUGAUGCAUUUAAACAAUUGAUGUCAUUUAGUAGUAACGUUCGUGAGUUUGGAUCUCGUAAACCUGGUGGUAAUCGUUAUGAAGAUCGUCGUAACAAUGAAACAUACACUAGAGAGCCAUACAACAACAGAGAUAACCGAGAUAAAUAUGAUAGAGAUGAACGAUAUCCUCCUCCACCUCCUCUUGAACGUGGUGGAUAUGAACGUCCUUAUGAACGUUAUGGAAGAGGCGAGCCACCUGAGGUUGAGUACAGAAGAGAGUAUCGAAAUUAUGAUAGACCUUAUGAUCGAGAAAGAGACAACAGACCCUAUGAUAGACCUUAUCCGGAACAUUCUAGAGAUGGGUAUGAGCGUGAAAUAUAUGAUCGUAGACCUUUACCACCUCCAGAUGUUCCUCCAUAUCCUCCUCGAGGACAAAUCAAACACCUACUCACCUACAGAUCAGGAUUCUCAGUAAAUUCGUUGGCGUUGAAUAAACAAAUAACUUGCCAUAAGAGCAAUAAGAGCUGUGCCGAUGAUCGAUCCCAGAACUAUGACUCAAGUCCAGCCAUUGAGAGUCGAAUAUCGGGAGUUGAUGUGGUGAAAAGAAAAAGAAAAGAACGACAAGGAAUAGUAACUUUGUCGUCUCCGCCACCUAAAAAGUCAAAGAAACCAGUGGAAAAUUCUAAACUUAAUAGCAUCAUUAAAAAUGAGACUAUAGUUGCAGCCAAGCAGCCAGAGAUCAAAUCAUUUGAACAAAACUGGAUCUUGGCAACUAUAGUCAGAUACAAACUUGAGGUUAAACUUUAUGAGGCCGUGGAUGCAGAUCAAUUUGAGGCAUCCAAUAGACAUUUUAAUGUACCAAAUAAAAAUGUUCUUCCAAUUGCAAAUAAAGGGGAAAUUAAAACUAAUGAAUUUACAAAAGAUCACCCUGUCCUUGCAUUGUACCCAGAACAACACGCUUUCACAAGCAGACUGUUAUUACUUGAGUUUGAGGAUGAUGGAAGUGCUCAGAGAUAUGAAGAAUCCCAAUAUAUACUUGAUAUUCCAAAAGGAGAAGUUAAGAACAAAAGAUUUGUAUCAAGAAUUUGGCUAGU